Alnus glutinosa is the source of this 1734-nucleotide messenger RNA. RefSeq names its product F-box protein At5g03970. The record is from RefSeq and is a predicted model, not a curated record. Bases 332 to 1549 code for a protein of 405 amino acids. Gene Ontology annotation, molecular function: protein binding. The transcript has 4 exons. NCBI's taxonomy places the organism in Eukaryota, Viridiplantae, Streptophyta, Magnoliopsida, Fagales, Betulaceae.
AAAAAAAAGCCCACGGUUCAGAAGCGUUGGGUCGAUAAGACGGGGCGACGGGCCACUGCUGAUGAUGGUGGAGCUCUUUUCCUCCGCGCUUCUUCCUGCUAGAAAUGCAAUGCUUCCCAAAUCCCAAGCUACAAUGUGCCUUUCCCUUUGUUGGGUUACAGUUUGUUUAGCCGACAGCAAUUUGAGAGCUCUUUUUCAUACUUUCUUUGGUCGGAGUUCAUCGAUGGGGGAAGGAGUGUAAAUCUACUCGUUUUACUGUUUCUGGGGAACCAAACAACACAUAAUCAGUGCACUCUGUGAUUGUGAAACUCGCAGGAUAUUUUCUUGUUGAAUGAAGUCUAAGAGGAUGGCCCACGAUAGUGUUCAUGCUGCAUUAAACUCUGGCGAUAUCCUAUGUGAGAUCCUGCUUCGAGUACCAGAAAAAACUCUUUUCAGACUUAUUCUUGUCUCGAGGAAGUGGCUUCACUUGAUAUGUAGCUAUUCUUUUCGUUCUAGUUACUACACUCGAUGGCGGGAAAGUUCUCGUCUAUUGGGCUUCCUUGUGUGCAAUUUUCUAUACCUUGGAAGACCUCGAGAUGGCUUCCGUCGGCCCCAUUGGGAGCCUGCACUUCCCUUUUUGUCAACUUGUAAAGAAGGUGAUGAUUUAAAGUUUUCUGGGGUCCUCAAGCAGCUUGGUUACUUCAUUGACUCUUCCAACGGCCUUCUUCUUUGUGGCCGCCACCCGAUGACUUAUUAUGUAUGGAGUCCCAUAACCAAGCAACCAUACCAGCUUCCUCAACCUAAUCAGUUCUAUCGAACUUUGUGCAUGGCGUUCAUCGUUGAGGAGUCGCAUGAUAAUGUCAUCUGCUAUAAGGUCAUUCGCGCUAAAUGUGUAUGCAAACCCAUUGAAGUCAACACUGUCUCCAUUGAGACCUUCUCGUCAAAGACUGGUGCAUGGAAACAAUCCACUCUCACUUACUCUACAGGUUUUGCAUUGUGUCCUCGAACUGUCGCUACUGUGAUCAGAGGCGUUGUUUACUGGUUUGCAGUACAGAAAAAUGUAGCUAUUUAUGACCCAAAUCUUGGAGUGAGGCGUCUAUCUUUGGUUAAACUACCAGCUGGCGAGUUAACAUAUGAUUAUGAAGAGUCUGUACUUGGGGAGUCCUCUGAUGGUCAUUUGCAGUAUGGUCAGAGCAGUAAGCUGGGUAUUGAGAUAUGGGUCCUGGAGAAAGAACAAGGCGGUAACUCAUCCGUAUACCAGAACAAUAAGAGCAGGUGGAAUUUAAGAUACAAACUGAAUUUCAGAGUAAUGUGGAAACGGAAUCUGACUUACGCUGAUCAUUCUAAAGAAACCCACAUAUUGUCGUUCCUUCCUCGGAACUCUGAAUCCUUCUUCAUUCGAUCCGGAUCGAACAUAUUUCUUUAUCAGAUUGAGAGCAAAACACUGGAUGUGGUCCGUUAUCAUGGCCGUGGCUCUUCAAUUUCGUGGGAUUCCAGUAAAGUAGCACCAUACUUCAUGCCAUCUUGGCCUCGUUCCUCUUUAUGUCAAGACAUCAACAGUUUUACAUGAUUGGGAACUUUCCUGGAGAAGUUUGUAAUUGUGGUUCAAGAAAUGUUUUUCCGCAGAAGUUUGUAAUUGUGGUCAAAUUCUUUAGAUGUUCAUACGUCUUUGUUACUUGUUGGUCAAUCCUUAUGACACUCACACCCCUAUGUACUAAUUAAAAGAGAAUUGAAAGUAACAAGCUUCUUAACUAA